UGACGGACUCGACGCCUGCCGAGCGGAUGGGGCGGGGGGGCCCGGAGUGCUGGGCAGGGCAGGGCCCCUCCCACCUGGCGGGGGGCGGGAACCGAGGUGUCCGCGGGCGCCCCCAGUGGCUACGGGUCGCGCGCGCGCUUCGUUCUCCACUCACGCGGGGAGCGAGGAUUUCACAGGGGUACGCGAUGCUGGCGACGCUGGCGAGGGUCGCGGCUCUGCGGAGAACCGGCCUUCUCUCCCGCCGGGGCGGCGGGAGGGGGCUGUGGACCGGCCGCCCGCAGUCAGAUACUGACAAUAUGAAGCCAUUGGAGGGUGUAAGAAUUCUGGAUCUAACAAGAGUACUGGCGGGACCUUUUGCUACUAUGAAUUUAGGAGAUCUUGGAGCAGAAGUUAUAAAAGUGGAAAGACCAGGAGCUGGUGAUGAUACACGAACUUGGGGUCCACCUUUUGUGGGGACAGAAAGUACUUAUUUUCUCAGUGUUAACCGAAAUAAAAAAAGUAUAGCUGUUAAUAUCAAGGAUCCAAAAGGGGUGAAAAUCAUCAAAGAGCUUGCAGCUGUUUGUGAUGUAUUUGUGGAAAACUAUGUCCCUGGCAAAUUGUCUGCAAUGGGGCUGGGCUAUGAAGAUAUAGACGUGAUAGCGCCUCACAUAGUCUACUGUUCCAUCACAGGGUAUGGUCAGACAGGUCCACUGUCUCAGCGAGCUGGGUACGAUGCCGUUGCCUCUGCUGUUUCUGGUCUGAUGCACAUCACAGGGCCCGAGGAUGGAGAUCCAGUUCGUCCAGGAGUGGCCAUGACUGAUCUUGCCACUGGCCUUUAUGCAUAUGGAGCCAUUAUGGCUGGAUUGAUACAAAGAUAUAAAACCGGAAAAGGACUGUUCGUUGAUUGUAACCUACUGUCAUCCCAGGUGGCAUGUUUGACUCACGUCGCUGCGAAUUAUCUUAUUGGCCAAGAGGAAGCGCGGCGCUGGGGCACAGCUCACGGAAGUAUUGUUCCUUACCAGGCUUUUAAAACCAAGGAUGGAUAUCUUGUAGUCGGAGCAGGAAAUAACCAACAGUUUGCUACUGUGUGCAAGAUCUUGAAUUUGCCUGAACUGAUUGAUGAUUCCAAGUAUAGAACUAACCACCUUCGGGUACAGAAUAGGAAAGAGCUUAUUAAAAUACUAUCGGCACGGUUUGAAGAAGAAAUGACCAGCAAGUGGUUACACCUCUUUGAAGGCAGUGGAGUCCCGUAUGGCCCAAUUAACAACAUGAAGAAUGUGUUUGCAGAACCCCAGGUGUUGCACAAUGGCCUCGUUGUGGAGAUGAAACAUCCGACUGUGGGGAAGAUAUCAGUCCCAGGCCCAGCUGUGAGAUACAGUGAGUUCAAGAUGUCAGAGGCCGGCCCGCCCCCCCUGCUUGGGCAGCACACGACGCACAUCCUGAAGGAGGUCCUCAGAUACGAUGACAGGGCCGUCACAGAGCUGUUCAGCGCUGGAGUGGUGACCCAACAUGAGAACAGAAAAGGAGGCUUGGAGAAAGCUGGGGUGGAUCCAGGGAGUAGGAUGCCAUCCUCUUGUUCUAGAUGGUUUAACUUGUGUGAGCUCCAUCUCUACUCCCUAAAGAGCUGGCUAUGCAAAGAGGCAACUAUGAGAAGUUGUUCAGUUUGAACGUGAGCAGAAGUGUUAAAGUCUAAGAGCACCGUGGACAUGGUUUCAGACUCUCAAGGGGAUGAUGGUCGUUGACUCCAGGCUUAAGACAACGAUAAAGACUUCCAG
Messenger RNA from Balaenoptera ricei (Rice's whale), 1754 nucleotides. RefSeq names its product succinyl-CoA:glutarate-CoA transferase (gene SUGCT). Gene Ontology annotation, molecular function: catalytic activity. NCBI's taxonomy places the organism in Eukaryota, Metazoa, Chordata, Mammalia, Artiodactyla, Balaenopteridae. The record is from RefSeq and is a predicted model, not a curated record.